GGGACACGCUUGACUUCAGCGCUCUCUCCGCCCCAAAUCGUCGGCUCCACCCCACCUACCAGCCGGAGUCCACCGCCGCCGCCGCCAUGUCUUCCGGUGGGAUCGCGCGCGGCCGCCUCGCCGAGGAGCGCAAGGCCUGGCGGAAGAACCACCCCCACGGCUUCGUCGCCAAGCCGGAGACGCUGGGCGACGGCACGGUCAACCUCAUGGUCUGGCACUGCACCAUCCCCGGCAAGCAAGGGACUGAUUGGGAAGGUGGAUACUUCCCUCUCACCCUUCAUUUCAGCGAGGAUUACCCCAGCAAGCCUCCCAAGUGCAAGUUCCCUACGAACUUCUUCCACCCGAAUGUCUACCCUUCGGGGACAGUCUGCCUUUCAAUCCUCAAUGAGGACAGCGGCUGGAGACCUGCUAUUACUGUGAAGCAAAUCCUUGUUGGAAUUCAGGACUUGCUUGAUCAGCCAAACCCGGCUGACCCUGCCCAGACUGAUGGUUAUCACCUUUUCAUCCAGGAUCCAGCUGAGUACAAGAGGCGUGUUCGGGUGCAGGCAAAGCAGUAUCCCGCAUUGGUCUGAGAGGAAGGAUUGGCAAGCUUAAUGAUCCAUGCUCUGCACAUCCGCAUAGUUAUUGGAAGUAGAUCUAAAAUGAAUGCCUCUGCAUAUAUGGAGUUAGACCAAGUACAACCCGGAAAAGGGUGCCUUGAGAAGUAUUCAUCGUCUGUCAUUGUGGACCAGUCUCGACUUAAGAUCCGUGUUGGUUGUAGUCGGGUUUCAUAACGGUGAUCCCUGAACUAAGUGCUUGUUUUGUGGGUUAAAUGUCUGUCUUGAGGUGGAUUGCCGUGUGCGGUACUAGUCGGUUCUAAAUGCGUCUGUUGGCUGCAAUAUAACAUUUUGCCAUGUGCCAUGUUUCUGUCA
Molecule: messenger RNA, 911 nt
Organism: Triticum dicoccoides
Lineage: Eukaryota; Viridiplantae; Streptophyta; Magnoliopsida; Poales; Poaceae
Product: SUMO-conjugating enzyme SCE1
Exons: 5
Coding region: 87-572 (161 amino acids)
Source: RefSeq, a predicted model, not a curated record